Messenger RNA from Vitis riparia (riverbank grape), 1598 nucleotides. Its product is annotated as putative tRNA (cytidine(32)/guanosine(34)-2'-O)-methyltransferase. Gene Ontology annotation, cellular component: cytoplasm. The record is from RefSeq and is a predicted model, not a curated record. Bases 327 to 1277 code for a protein of 316 amino acids. The transcript is spliced from 14 exons. NCBI's taxonomy places the organism in Eukaryota, Viridiplantae, Streptophyta, Magnoliopsida, Vitales, Vitaceae. Gene Ontology annotation, biological process: tRNA methylation; cytoplasmic translation. Gene Ontology annotation, molecular function: tRNA methyltransferase activity.
UACUUGGUGGGUUUAGGUACCCGCGCUGACACCCAACAUCUCUAGUCUCUACAACCCUCGGCGGCCGACCACUCCACCCCCAACCUCGCGUUGUUUCGAGUAUCUGCCUUUUUGAUAGAAGCACUAGUAACAAGCGUGCUGCGAGCUAUUACUCCCAUCACACGAGGGGAGGUACACAGGAGCCCAUUCCCAGGAAAUUCAGCACUCAUCCUCCUCUCCCUGCACUUCUGAUUUGUAUUGUACCAAAGCAAAAAACAUGCUGCUCCAAGCUCAUUGUCAGUGAUAGUAUUCCUUGUUAAUAUUGUGAACUGCGAGGUAUUUAAAGCAUGGGCAAAGCUUCAAGGGAUAAGAGGGAUAUCUACUAUCGUAAAGCAAAAGAAGAAGGUUGGCGUGCUCGAAGUGCCUUCAAACUCCUUCAGAUUGAUGAGGAAUUCAACAUAUUUGAAGGGGUCAAGCGUGUGGUAGAUCUAUGUGCAGCCCCUGGUAGCUGGAGUCAGGUUUUGAGUCGUAAGUUGUUUCUCCCAGCAAAGCUUUCACCUGCCUCAAGGGAUGGUGAUCUUCCUCUUAUUGUGGCGAUUGAUUUGCAGCCCAUGGCUCCAAUUGAAGGGGUGAUUCAAGUCCAGGGUGAUAUAACAAAUGCUCGUACAGCUGAACUGGUCAUUAGGCAUUUUGAUGGAUGCAAGGCUGACCUGGUUGUGUGUGAUGGUGCUCCUGAUGUUACCGGGCUUCAUGAUAUGGAUGAAUUUGUCCAGUCCCAACUUAUUCUUGCGGGUUUAACAAUUGUUACUCAUGUGCUUAAAAAAGGUGGAAAAUUUAUUGCAAAGAUAUUUCGGGGAAAAGAUACUAGUCUCCUUUAUUGCCAGCUGAAAUUAUUCUUCCCUAUAGUAACUUUUGCAAAACCGAAAAGCAGCCGUAAUUCCAGCAUAGAGGCAUUUGCAGUUUGUGAAAAUUAUUCUCCUCCUGAAGGAUUUAAUGAGAAAGAUUUGCAUCGCCUUCUAGAAAAGGUGGGAAGUCCAUCAGGAGCAGACGAUCUAGAUUGCAGAAGCGGGUGGUUGGAAGGGCCAAAUAAGGUGUACAUUCCAUUUUUGGCUUGUGGAGACCUCAGUGGGUAUGACUCAGACCAGUCAUAUCCUCUUCCCAAAGUUGCUGAAGGAACUUACCAGAGCUUGGAUCCUGUACAGCCCCCAAUUGCUCCUCCUUAUAAGAGAGCUCUAGAACUAAAGAAAGCUUCCAGUCAUGGAAUUCGAGAGCUAGAAAGGCUCUCCCUGGAUUCUUGAUUUUAUAUUUAUUACUUCCACAUAGUUAUCCAUUCAUAAAAGUAUUGGAAUGUGGUGAAGUUGGUAACUGAGUUGAAAUGAUAGAUAAUGAUUGCAAUUGACACAGAACAAUUCAUUCAAGACUUUUAUUUAAUGAAUUGUUGGCAGCUAUUGGGUCACGGAUUCUCAACUGUCUCAGAUGAUCUUUGGCUUGAUGGGUGUUUUUGUUUCUCGUGUAAUGUGAUAUACUAAAUUCCAAUGGGGAGUGACAUGGUUCCCACUCUCUUUCAUAAACUAGCAAUAUAAUUUUACAUGUGGCCUUAUUGCUACGUUUUCCCCGUA